UUUAUAGCUCUUAUCGUCAUGUUCGGGGUAUGAAAUACACAUUGCCUUAUAAUUUCAGUUUCAACCUGUUUGUUCCGUUACGCUUUAUAAGCACAUUCAUUUAUCAAGAAAUGCAUUUGAUUCUUACACCUGAGCAGGAUUUCUAAACUAACAUGUCCAAACUGACCAGUGAAUGUGAUGACAUGGACAUUGACAGUGGUGUCAGUGACGUGACAGAAACUGAAAGCUUAAGAAGUGUCACCUCCGACUCCACUAUCAUAGGUUCACCACCUUCAAGUGUAAUGGGCGAUUCAGAAGUACGUGGCGCUGAGAUUCACUAUACCCUUAUAAAUGAUGCAGGGUCAAACAGUUCUGUGGUUAGUCCAGAUAGUGGAAUAGGAAGUGGAUCAGGAAGUGGAAAUGGAAUGAAACUUGGUGAGCCCUUGCCUUUUGAGCGAAAAGACCCACAGACGAGUACCCAAGAAUGGGUUGAAAGGCAUUUUGAGGUGUUCGUGAAAACUCUGGAAGGUAAAACUGUGACCAUACAAGUUGAAGAGCAUGAAGAAGUCACAAGCUUCAGGAAGAAAGUUCAGGAGAAGACAAACGUGGAUGAAAGUCAGCAGUAUCUUCACACAGCCGAAGGGAGGAAACUGGAAGACGGAGAAAGACUCAGCAAAUACAAUAUUCAGAAACAUUCCACCAUUUUCUGUCAGGGUAGACUCAGGGGAGGAGAAUCUUCUUAGAGAUGAAAGUCACUUCAACAUCGUCUCCAAGUAAUUAAAUGCAUUAGUUACUGGUAAUUAAUAAAAUUUGUUUGAAAAAGAAAAAAA
This is a messenger RNA of Biomphalaria glabrata, 809 nucleotides long. RefSeq lists its product as uncharacterized. Gene Ontology annotation, cellular component: nucleus; cytoplasm. The record is from RefSeq and is a predicted model, not a curated record. The coding region runs from base 153 to 722 and encodes 189 amino acids. The transcript has 4 exons. Lineage: Eukaryota; Metazoa; Mollusca; Gastropoda; Planorbidae. Gene Ontology annotation, molecular function: ubiquitin protein ligase binding; protein tag activity. Gene Ontology annotation, biological process: protein ubiquitination; modification-dependent protein catabolic process.